GUCGUACGCGAAGCAGACGUCGACUGGAACCCGACCAAGACGGAACAAUAUUCGUCGAUCCGCGUUCAACGGUUUUUCGGUACAGGUACGCACCGUGCACGGCCGGUACACGCGCGGCGCAUACUCUCGCGCCCGAGAGCGCUCUCCUUCCCGGCCGGUUUCCGCGUUAGUCCACUUCUCCCGCGGCAACUCGCGACGACGACGUCGACCGCUUCUCAAUUAGUCCCACGUCGCGGAGACCGUAAGACGCGCGUACGACAAUCGGACGUCGCACAACCCCCGGUCCGCACCACAACCACGAUCGCGGCACGAUCGUCGGCGGCAACCAGGAACACACCGCCGUGCAAAUGGAGUCGCUGAAGUUAUGUGGCAUCGUAAUAAUUGUAUGUGUUGCGUGUUCGGCCAGCCAGACGAGUCAGGAGCAUGCUGCCGUCACUGCAACUAUAGAAGAAGUACCACAAAGACCCAUGACCUUAAAAAAUGGAUACCACCCGGGGUUAUUUCCAUUUAACAAGGGUGAACCGUUUGUGGUAGACCCUAACAUGGGUUCUAUUGAUUUUAACACGAAACCCCCGAACCAGAGAUCUGACGAAUAUUACGAUUACGAUACCAAGUUGGAAGAGGUGCCAUACGAUUACAAAGGUGAUCCGAUAGACAGAAAAGACGUAGUAGAACCCAAUUUACCCAGGCCCAACGAUAUCAAACCAAACAACAAUAAAAACAAGCAGACGGACAUCUAUCAGUUUUUAAACUUACCCGUGAAGUACAGCUCAAGUGAUAAAUUUCCUUUGAUGUCCAGCUCUUAUGCCAACACAAAAGUUCAAGGAUCAGGCUCGUCUUCACUCAGUAAUCACAAGAUGCCACAAACUUCAACUUCUACAACGGUGCCAACAAACUUGUGGUACAAUUCUAUUAAGACUACAGUCAAACCAACAACAAUUACCCGGCCUACGACUACUCCCGCAACAACCACGACCACAGCAACAACAACAACCACAACUACAACCACAGCCCCACCACAAGAAUAUGAAGAAGAAUCGAAUUAUGAUUACGAUUAUUUUCAUCUACAAGAAUCAGCUUCGUCUGAAUCCACCGUAGUUACCACUUCCACCACGAAUAAUCCAACAACGACUGUUCACCACAGCUCACCAUCUUUCAUCACACCUGAACCGACUACGACUACGUCUACAACUACUACCCCAGUCUCUUCGACAACAUCAACAACAACGGAAAAACCAUACAGCACUUCAGUAGUUUUAAACAAAACAUCAGGUAUAACAACUACUUCUAGACCAGAAAUUGAUUCUAAACUAGAUGGAACAUCAUUCGCUGAUUACGACACUAUUAAGUCAACGGUGAAAGAACACCAGGAGUAUAGCCAAAAUUUCAAACCUUUACCUGGAAACUACCAAUUUGACGAUAAAAAAUAUCCAUUAAUUACUAACAGUAAAGUACCAAUGACUUUUACUGCUCACGUUUCAUCUGGCAUAUCACUGAACCAAAAAGAACACUUAUCAAAUAUCAAACCUCCAGUCCCAGUUUCAGAAUCAGCAUAUUCAUCUAGACCUUUGCAGCCAGAUUCAAAUAAACCACACGAUUCAAAUAAACCUCAGGAACCGAAGUACGACAAUUCAAGAUUGACACCGAGCAUCCAACCUGAUACAUCAAUAAGCUCGCCAGAGUCAUCGACCUAUUUAAAACCCAAACCGUCAAGACCGAACAGCAAUGAUCAAUUUGAGACAGUUUACUACAAAAUUAGACCGGAAACUUACCCACAACAAUUUACGAGUACCAUCUCAAGCCGGCCGGUGAAUCCAUCAACUCAAAGUAGACCUUAUCAACCAGAAUUGCCUUUGGUAAAAACUUCUCACAUAGAUAUAAAUAGAAAACCUUUAAAUAGUGAACUUCAAAUAUCUCAAGGACGGCCACAAUCUUAUCCAGUGCAGCCAGAAGUGUACAUGAAAAACAAACCUCAGUACACCCCACCACAAAGCCAGCCUGAUACAUCAAAAUUUAAACCUCCCAAGCACGUAAUAAACCAUUUUAUAAAAACUCAACCGAAUGAAGACAACAAAAGUUAUGCUCUACAAACUUCUUUUUCGAUCGGUAUGGAUGGAGAACGGACAGAAACACGUCCACAAGGUAUUGGUCAAGUAUUAAUGGUCGAAGACAGUUCUACCGAAACCGUUGUUAAUCAAACUAUACCGGUAAGACCUAAGUCAACUACAUCAAUUCCACUGGUUCCUCCACCAAGACCUGUUCAAAAACAACAACCAUAUCCAAGACCACCGUGGGAAAACAUACAAAAACCGCCCUCAUAUUAUCCAUCUCCAAAACGCGAUAGCGUACCACCGCCUCAAAGACAAAAUUUGCCCAAUAUUUUACCUCAGUUCAGACCAAAUGCUAAGGUUGAUACAGCACCAAUGGUACCUCAGUCGCAUUCUGCAACUAUUGAAAGGGUUCAAAUUCCGACGGAUCAUUUAAGGCCUCCACCUCUUCCCAAACCUCAAUUCUUAAAAAUAGAUAGAACUGAUGAAAAUAUCGAUGAAGAAAUAUUAGAUAUUCCUGAAAAAGAAACGAGAAUCUUACAGAGAAUUGGACCGCAACCUGCAAAAGUAACUACUUUACAAAUGAUUCAACAUGGCGCCCCGGUGAAUACAAAAGUACGAGAUGACAAUAAAGAAAAUCCCGUGCAUAUUAUUUAUGCAGCGAACUCCCCCCCAAAACAAUCUGAAAAGUUAGUAGAUGACUCUGUAUUACUUGACAUAAAAGAUAGAUCAGAUGUUCCAAUACUAAAAACUAAAACUAUUAUUAACAAACCCAUAAAAACCGACUUUCCAUAUCAAAUUGUAAAACCCGAUGAAAAUCAAAAUACAUCUGCAUUGGAAUACAAUGCAUACAGUCCAACAAAAUCAGAUUAUAUUAAACCAAAUAAUGAACAAGAAUUAGUGCCUAACCUUCAAGAUUACGUUCCAAUAGCAACCCGUGAUUCAACUUCAAACAUCGCGAUCCCGCAAAAACUAAUUUCAGCUACAUUAAAAACAUCAGAAGAUAAUAAUCAUAAGUCAGUGGAUGAAGGUCACAAGCCGUUGCUACAAAAUUUUCAAAUACCUUUCCAACCAAGUUUAAAAUUACCAGAAAAUAGUAAUGGCUGGUCAGUAGUGAGAAAAUCUCAAACUGAUAAUGCUUCCGAAAGAAUAGAUGAAACUGGUGAUGCGAUUGCAUCCACAGAAAAGUUUGAUCCAGAUAAUUUUAAACCACAACUUGUUGGAGGUUUUAUGCCAAUAAGCUCUCCUGUAGAAGAAACCAAAGAAAAAAAAACAGAACCAUCUGAGAGAGCGAAAUGAUCUAUAAGAGUUUAAAAAUAUUCAUAAUAAUAUUACACAUUCAA
Molecule: messenger RNA, 3391 nt
Organism: Sipha flava (yellow sugarcane aphid)
Lineage: Eukaryota; Metazoa; Arthropoda; Insecta; Hemiptera; Aphididae
Product: mucin-2-like
Exons: 2
Coding region: 348-3347 (999 amino acids)
Source: RefSeq, a predicted model, not a curated record